Messenger RNA from Gregarina niphandrodes, 120 nucleotides. RefSeq names its product CHY zinc finger protein. NCBI's taxonomy places the organism in Eukaryota, Apicomplexa, Conoidasida, Eugregarinorida, Gregarinidae. Gene Ontology annotation, molecular function: zinc ion binding. The coding region runs from base 1 to 120 and encodes 39 amino acids. The record is from RefSeq and is a predicted model, not a curated record. The transcript has 2 exons.
AUGGUCGUACUGACAAUGACGGAAUGUAGUCACUAUGUUAAGCAUUGUAACAUCAUCGCACCUUGUUGCUAUAUCGAAUAUGGAUGUCGUCUGUGCCAUGACGAGACUGAAGACCAGUAA